AUGGAGGAAGGCAGGCCAAGCAAGGAAGAGUCGAUUCAGAACAAAAAGAGCAAAAGUGCUACUGGGUUGAAAAUUCAAGAGGACAAGGAUACUCAAAUGGAGAUGGAGAAUGUUUCAAAGGAUAUUGGAAAAGACAACAGUGAGAUGGAAACAGAGGAGUCUGGAGGGGAGGAAAGUUGGAAAGAAGAGGAUGUGGGGGAAGAGGAAGGAGAAGCUGGGGAUGUUUCCAACCAAGAUAGUCCUACCUGCAGUGUUAGUUUAGUCAAUGUCGAUAGCCAACCAAGGGAGAAGGAGGAUGAUAAAAUUAAUGAGGAAAAAGAUAUGGAUUUUGAGCAAGAGAAGAAUGAGCUCGAGCAAGAGAAGGACAAGGAGAACCCGAGCAAGGAUAAGGAGUUUGCUAGAGAAGGGUUAAUUCUGGAUAAUCUCAAAAAUCUCUCUGAUAUUAGAAUGGGCUUUGACAAGUGGACUUAUGAAGGUAUCAAGAACCUUGAAAAAAGUGGGAAGCACUGGGAAGAGGAGAGGAAGAAAGAUGAAAGGGAUUGGAAGCAAAGGAUGAAGGAUUUGGAGGAAAAAGCUAAGAAGAUGGAAGCUUAG
Molecule: messenger RNA, 594 nt
Organism: Cryptomeria japonica (Japanese cedar)
Lineage: Eukaryota; Viridiplantae; Streptophyta; Pinopsida; Cupressales; Cupressaceae
Exons: 1
Coding region: 1-594 (197 amino acids)
Source: RefSeq, a predicted model, not a curated record